Messenger RNA from Parnassius mnemosyne (clouded apollo), 1773 nucleotides. NCBI's taxonomy places the organism in Eukaryota, Metazoa, Arthropoda, Insecta, Lepidoptera, Papilionidae. The record is from the annotation of a GenBank genome assembly.
UUGGUCGAAUCCACCCUAAGCCAGCUAAUAGCAAAAGGAAACAAAGUUACUUUCAAGACUGAUGUGUGUUAUAUACAUAAUCAACGGAAUGAGCUUAUUGCAACAGCAAAUUUAAAGAAUGGUGUGUAUAAGUUGAAUACAGUAAAGUCAGAGAAAGUGUUGGCCGCAGCAGUUCAAACUACAGAUGCAGAACAGUGGCAUAUGAGAUUGGGUCAUAUUAACAGUAAUGAUUUGCAGAAGAUGAAAAAUGGUGCUGUAGAGGGUAUAUCAUUUGAUAUGAAGGCUGAUAUUCAGAAAAUAAACUGCCAGGUAUGUUGUGAAGGGAAACAGAGUCGUUUACCAUUUCAAUUACGAAACCAUAGAAGUUCAGAAAUGCUAGAUUUAGUUCACUCAGAUCUGUGUGGGCCUAUGGAGGUUCGAUCGAUUGGACAGGCAAGAUAUUUUCUAUUUGGAAUCAUCCAUCAGAAGACAAACCCAUAUACUCCGGAGCAGAAUGGUGUUAGUGAAAGAUUCAACAGGACAAUUGUUGAACGUGCAAGAUGUUUGUUGUUCGAGGCCAAACUGGAUAAAAGUUUUUGGGCAGAAGCAGUCAACACGGUAGUAUAUUUAAAAAAUAGAUCGCCAGCUUCAGGUUUGGACCAAAAGACUCCGAUUGAGAUAUGGACAGGACAUAAACCUGACCUCAGUCAUGUCAGAAUAUUUGGGAGCCCUGUAAUGACGCAUGUUCCUAAAAAUAAAAGAUUAAAGUGGGACAAGAAAGCAGUUAAAUACAUCUCAGUAGGAUACUCGGAAAAUGUGAAAGAUUACCGAUUAUAUAACCCAGAAACUAGAGAGAUAUGUACCAGUAAAGAUGUCAUUAUAAUGGAGCUAGAUACUACUGAGAUAGAAAUAAACGAAGGACAGUUGAAAGAACAGCAAUCAGUUGAACAGGAAAGUGACAAUACAUUGACAAAUCAGGAUGAUCCUACCUAUGUAUAUGAUUCAGAAAAAAGCACAAGUUCAACUGAAGGAGAGUUCUAUCAUACAUUAACUGAAGAAGAUCUAUCUGAAAAUGAAGAGCCUCCAUUGGUGGGAAAGCGUAUCAAAAAACCUCCUGAAAGAUAUGGUUUUACUAAUCUUUGUGUUUCAGAUGAACCAGAAUCUUGGGCUGAAGACAUAAGCUAUAAUGAAGCCACCAACGGUCCAGAGAAAGACAAGUGGCAGCAGGCUAUGUCUGAUGAACUUCAAGCAUUUGAGAAUAACCAAGCCUGGGAGAUUGUUAGUCAAGAAGAGGCAGAUAGAGUAGUACAGUGCAAAUGGGUGUUCAAGAAAAAGCCAGAAAACAAUAACAGUGUUAGGUAUAGAGCAAGACUUGUGGCGAAAGGUUACACUCAACAGCAUGGAGUAGAUUUUAAUGAGACCUACUCACCCGGUCUCAGGUAUUCUACACUUAGAUUAUUGUUUGCAAUAAGUGUAAAAUAUAAUUUUGAAAUCACUCAUCUUGAUGUAGUUACAGCAUUUUUGAAUGGUUUUUUAACAGAAAAUGUAUACAUGCAAGCACCUGCUAAUUUAAAUUGUCCAAGUAAUUGUGUUCUUAAACUUAAAAAAGCAGUUUAUGGACUGAAGCAGUCUGCUAGGGCAUGGAAUGCUAGAAUAAAUGAUUUUUCGAUAGAUUUGGAUUAUAAAAAGUCAGUAUCAGAACCAUGUUUAUACAGUAAAAAUGUAAGAAUGAGCAGAUUAUCAUUGCAAUAUUUGUUGAUGAUUUCUUUAUUUUUUCUAAUAGUAAGACUAUGA